Molecule: messenger RNA, 390 nt
Organism: Dermatophagoides farinae (American house dust mite)
Lineage: Eukaryota; Metazoa; Arthropoda; Arachnida; Sarcoptiformes; Pyroglyphidae
Gene: Dpm3
Product: Dolichyl-phosphate mannosyltransferase subunit 3
Biological process (GO): GPI anchor biosynthetic process
Cellular component (GO): dolichol-phosphate-mannose synthase complex; endoplasmic reticulum membrane
Source: RefSeq, a predicted model, not a curated record
GUUAAAUUUGAAUUUCGAAAAAAAUUUAUAUCGCGGGAAAACAAUAAAAUAGAACAACGAAUAAAAAAAAAUGACACGUCUUGGUAAAACAUUAGUACUCGGUGUAUGUUUAAUCGGUCUUUGGUUACGGUUAUUGAUGAUGAAAGAAGCUGAAACAUAUUUAUCCCGAAUUCAUAUACAAUUAAUGCCCAUCUAUACAAUCAUUUUAUUCGGUAUCAUUUCAGCUUUAAUUGUUCUUUAUCGUACAUUCACAUUUAAUGGCUGUCCCGAAGCUUAUGAAGAAUUAAAAGCCGAAAUUAAAGAUGCUAAAAAUGAUCUUAAACAAAAAGGAUUUGAAUUUAAAUGAAUGACAAACAAAAUUUUUUAUUUUUUUUAUAUCUUUCAAAUGUA